This is a messenger RNA of Anoplopoma fimbria (sablefish), 3582 nucleotides long. It is a transcript of the gene kcnh3, whose product is annotated as potassium voltage-gated channel, subfamily H (eag-related), member 3. Gene Ontology annotation, cellular component: membrane. The record is from RefSeq and is a predicted model, not a curated record. Gene Ontology annotation, biological process: potassium ion transmembrane transport; regulation of membrane potential. Lineage: Eukaryota; Metazoa; Chordata; Actinopteri; Perciformes; Anoplopomatidae. Gene Ontology annotation, molecular function: voltage-gated potassium channel activity.
AUGCCGGUGAUGAGAGGGCUGCUGGCCCCGCAGAACACCUUCCUGGACACCAUCGCCACCCGGUUCGAUGGCACCCACAGCAACUUCGUCCUGGGAAACGCCCAGGUGCAGUCGCUCUACCCCAUCGUCUACUGCUCCGACGGUUUCUGCGAGCUCACCGGUUAUGCCCGCGCCGAGCUCAUGCAGAAGAGCUGCGCUUGUCACUUCCUGUAUGGCACGGAAACAAGCGACAAGCUUACGGCGCAGAUCCAAGGAGCCCUGGAUGACAGGAGGGAGUUCAAGACUGAGCUGGUGUUCUACAAGAAGGAAGGAUCACAGUUUUGGUGUCUUCUGGACAUCGUGCCCAUUAAGAAUGAAAAGGGUGAGGUGGUUCUGUUCCUCGUGUCCCACAAGGACAUCACGGACAAGAAGAAGAACCAGGAUCCAGAGCAUGGACCCGACACAGAUGAGGAGACGGGUCUGGAGGUGCACCAGGUGACUCGCCCUCCAGGAUUCAACGCCAACCGGCGGCGCAGCAGAGCGGUUCUCUAUCACCUGUCGGGACACCUGCAGAAACAGGACAAGAGCAAACUGAAGCUCAACAAUAACAUGUUCGGGGAUAAGCCUCCAAUCCCGGAGUACAAGGUAGCAGCCAUCCAGAAGUCUCGCUUCAUCCUGCUCCACUACGGGACCUUCAAGGCCGGCUGGGAUUGGUUGAUCCUGCUGGCGACCUUCUACGUGGCCGUCACCGUGCCCUACAACGUGUGCUUCACGGUGGUCGGAGGGCGGGACGAAGGGAGCAGCACAGUGCCGCGAAACCCACCCAGCGUCAGCGACAUCCUCGUAGAGAUCCUGUUCAUUUUAGACAUACUGCUGAACUUUCGAACUACUUUUGUGAGCACGUCGGGUCAGGUCGUGUACGACGCCCGCUCCAUCUGCGUUCACUACGUCACCACCUGGCUCUUUGUCGAUCUCAUUGCCGCCCUGCCCUUUGACCUGCUGUAUGCUUUCAACAUCAGCGUGUACUUCGGGGUCCACCUGCUGAAGACGGUUCGGCUGCUCCGGCUGCUGCGGCUGCUGCAGAAGCUGGAGCGAUACUCCCAGUACAGCGCCGUGGUUCUCACUCUGCUGAUGUCCAUGUUCGCCCUGCUGGCCCACUGGAUGGCCUGCGUCUGGUACUUCAUAGGUCGCAAGGAGAUCGAAAGUCCUAACUCCUGGGAUAUCGGUUGGCUCCAUGAGCUGGCGAAGCGUCUGGGGACCCCUUACUUCCUGCCGACCCUGCCGACGCCGAUCCCCGUCACAGUCAGCAGCUUCCCGUCCAACAGCAGCCAGUGGAACGUGUCGGGGUCAGAGGUCGUAGGGCAGGGCUCCUGGAACUCCAGCCAACACUAUGGAAACAUAUCUGGAGGCGAGGCCGUGGCGGGGACGGGCGCCGGCGGCGGUGCUUUUGGGGUGCUGGGCGGCGGCCCGUCAAUGCGGAGCAGCUAUGUGACAUCACUCUACUUUGCUCUGAGCAGCCUCACCAGUGUGGGAUUUGGAAAUGUGUCAGCCAACACGGACUCAGAGAAGAUCUUCUCCAUCUGCACCAUGCUCAUAGGAGCGCUGAUGCAUGCAGUGGUGUUUGGUAACGUGACGGCCAUCAUCCAGAGGAUGUACUCGCGCCGCUCGCUCUACCACACCCGCACCAAGGACCUGAAGGACUUCAUCAGGGUCCACCGGCUGCCCAAGGCCUUGGAGCAGCGCAUGCUGGAGUGUUUCCAGACCACCUGGUCGGUCAACAACGGCAUAGACGUCAAUGAGCUACUCAAGGACUUCCCAGACGAGCUGAGGGCCGACAUCGCCAUGCACCUGAACAAGGAGCUGCUCCAGCUGCCGUUGUUCGAGUCGGCCAGUCGGGGCUGCCUGCGCUCGCUCUCCCUCAUCAUCAAGACCUCCUUCUGCGCUCCGGGCGAGUUUCUCAUCCGGCAGGGAGACGCCCUGCAGGCCAUCUACUUCGUCUGCUCGGGGUCCAUGGAGGUCCUGAAAGACAACACCGUGCUGGCCAUACUGGGUAAAGGAGAUCUGAUUGGCUCGGACUCCCUGACGAAGGAGCAGGUGAUCAAGACCAACGCCAACGUCAAGGCCCUGACCUACUGCGACCUGCAGUACAUCAGCCUCAAGGGCCUCCGCGAGGUCCUCCGCCUCUACCCGGAGUACGCCCAGAAGUUCAUCAGCGAGAUUCAGCACGACCUCACGUACAACCUGCGCGAGGGCAACGGGGCUGACGUGGACUGGGAGAGCAACGGCGGCCUCGUGAAGAAGCUCCCGUCUAUCCGCGAGGACGAGGAGGGCGAGGAGGAGCCGGGCUCGGUGUCGCGCGCCGCUCGCUCCCCGCUGCGCCUCAGAGGCCUCAGCUCCCCGAGGCCGCUCCGCGCGCCCUGCGAGCACGCACGCCCCGCCACCUUACAGAUACCUGUAGUCUACAGUGGUGCAGCACCCGAGCUCAGCCCCAGAUUCGUGGACGGCAUUGAAACGGAGUGCAACUCCAGCUCCUCCCAGAAGUUUGAGUUCAGUCCCAGCAUGUCACCCAUAGUACCGCCCUCUCCAUACCCAGGGAUCCGUGAGCACUCAGAGAUCAAGCAGAGUGUGUCCAAACUGACGGAGGAGAUGACCAGCCUCUCCAAACAAGUCUCCAUGCUCAGUCAUGAGCUGCAGGAAAUGACUCGCCUGCUCAAGCCCCUCCUCCAAACCGCUUCGCAGCCCAUCCUGAUGACCAUGAUGCCAAAUUUGACCCCGCCUCCCAGCAGCGCCAGCCAGCUGUCGACGAGCGCCGCCUGCCUGGUGCUGCCGCCGGCCGCCGCCAUGCCUUGCUCGCUGCAGAGACCCGACACUCACUCCCUGUUGGACAGCGGAGACAUAGAUGGCGUGGAUUUACCCGGGUGUCUCCUCCCGACUCCUCAUUCACCAAAAAGGCCUAAUUCCUCUUCCUCGGCGUCGCCACAGCUCCAACCCAAACCCCUCAACGCCAUAGGCCCCGCCCCUUCCGACCUCCCCUCCCCAGAGGAAGGACUUCCUGAAGGGGUCCUCCGAAGCCUCCACGCCUCCUCCAGUAACGGGAUAUAUCUGCCUCCCUUGGCGUCUCACACCCCGUCGCCCUCUCUCUCCUUCUCCAUGUCUCUCUGCUCCUCCCGAUCCCUCUCCCCCUGCCAGGGCCCUCACCCGUCCCAACCUGGCCUCCUCCCUCCGCCUCCCUCCCAGGACACCCCUCCUCCUCCCCCGCCCUCCCACUGCUCGGCUCCCCCGUCGCUCACGUCCUCCCCCGGAGACUGUCGGCUGAGACUUUCCCCCUCCGUCCCUCUCGCCUCCCCCGCCGUCCCCCUCCAUCCCUCCACCGUCUCCCUGCCCUUGUCUCUGGACUGUGUCAGUGCGAGGAGAAGGCACAUAGAUACCCAGACUGCACCUUGGCGUAACUCGCAGCGGCACCGCGGGGAGGCCCGACCCGCCGCUCCCCAGGAGCUGGAGAUGCAGGAGUGGGGACGACGGCAGGUGGUGGUGGUGGAGGACGGGGGGAAGUCGUCCACGGAGCACAUCAGCUUCAUCGACGAAGAGGAGCCAGCGUUAUGA